Messenger RNA from Penicillium expansum, 3015 nucleotides. RefSeq lists its product as uncharacterized. Lineage: Eukaryota; Fungi; Ascomycota; Eurotiomycetes; Eurotiales; Aspergillaceae. Gene Ontology annotation, molecular function: protein binding. The record is from RefSeq and is a predicted model, not a curated record. The transcript is spliced from 9 exons. Bases 1 to 3015 code for a protein of 1004 amino acids. Gene Ontology annotation, cellular component: cytosol; nucleus; dynactin complex. Gene Ontology annotation, biological process: cytoskeleton-dependent cytokinesis; protein deubiquitination.
AUGGCCUCCGAACCGACCGAGGAAGCUAUCACCAGCUUCGUCAGCUUCACAAGCACAACACGCGAGCAAGCCAUCGCCUUCUUGAAGGGAAACAAUCUCGACUCACAGAAAGCGAUCAACGCGUACUUCGAAGAUCCGACAGGGUCUCAGCUAAAGCCGAUAACUAGCUACUGGAAUGACAACAGAGGCUCUUCAUGGGAUUUUGCCCAACAGGACAAUGCGCCACCAAUGCCAGCGACAGCACCACCCACUCGCCCUCCUUCCCGAACAGAUAUACGCGACCCGGAACAAAAUACUGGAUAUCAAGAUUCUGUCGCGAUCGCUCCGAAAGAAGGUUCCGGACAAGGUCUCAGUUUGGCGGAACGCGAGGAAAAGGAAUUGCAGCAGGCAGUUGCUAUGUCAUUGAACUCGGAAAUAGGACAGCAGGAAACCGGGGUGACGUUGCAUAAACAGCCACAAUUCAACAAAGCAACCCGAGAUCACUACGAAGAAGGUGCCUGGGCGAUGACCCUAUUCAACACAUCAUCCGAAGAAGUCAUGAUUAGCCCAGAUCCAGAAGACCGCAAAAGAGUGGAGGGCGAGCCUGCGUUCAUCCGCCCGAACCCUAACGGCAUUUACCUGGGAGGGCUCUUGACAAUUCUCCAUAGUAUUCCCCUCGCACGAGAAGCGUUGCUCUUGCGGAACAAACCGCUGUUUGACUACGGCCAUGAGUCGCAGUGGUGGAACGGGCAAACGAUUAACCUUCCCAAGAUUGUCACGGUGAAUGAUGGCAAGACUGGAGAUAGCGACUGGGAUGAUAUCAUUCAUGAGACCCAGCGGCUGAUGGCCUUUAUGGAUACCACGAAACGUGCUUUUGGCAGCAGUGACAGCUUAGCAAAGAUCAAUAGCAUGUCAUCCUUAUCGGCAGAUUCGGAGGAGAUCGUCACCAGGUUUUUGGAAGCAUGGCAUGGGGCAGCCAUUCAGGCAGAUCCUGAAAAUCCACUAGCAACCAUAUUCACGUCACAUGCAUACAAGAAAGAACCUUGGCACGACAUUUCUGAGCACGAAAGCAAGGAGCUCUUCACUUUUGAGCCUCCGGUUGAGCAGGACAAUGACCAAACGCUCUAUGACGUUUUAGAUUCGGCUUUAUGGUCUGACAGACCGGGGAGCGAGCUUGACGAUGCAUGGCUUGAACACUUAGCAGAGGUGCUAGUCAUUAGACUCGAUGCUCUUCAGAAACCAAACCCCGUGGGUGUGGAUAUUCAUUCUGUGUUCUAUCCAGAUCGGUAUCUUAGCAGCUGCCGAGAUUUCGCUCGUGAAUUCCGUGCAGAACGACAGCAGAUACAGGGAGAUGUGUUGAAACUCGAACAACUCAUAAAUCGCUAUACCAUCCCACGGGAGCCCGUGGGCAGCUCGACAAUCACUGAACUCCUUGAGCAAGCUGCUCAGGCGGUGCCAAUAGUUGCGCCGGAGCAAGUGAGCGAGUCUGACCAGUCUAGCUCCGGGGCGGUAGGUCCGGAGACGAUGCGAGUCGCAGAGGAAUUGAGAGCAAUUGCUACAAACAUAGAAGCCAAGCUCAAAGAACUUGAACUUAGAAAGCAGAGUGCCAUGGAGUCUCUCCGUGAGAUAUCAAAGACACUUACAGAACCUCCCAAAGCACCUUCCGAGCCCCCUGUCCACAAGUAUACGCUACGAGGUGUAUGCACUGAACCACAUGUGACUUAUGUUUUAUCGAAUUCCAAAACGAUUUCCCCAGGACACUUGAUGGAUAUGGACUCGGACGCUGAAAACAGCAAUGACUACCAGUGGUGGCGCAUCAGCUUCUCGGCGGAAGAUGGAAAGACCCGACAAGCCGACAAACUAAAAGCCCAAGGCAGCACUGCAUCCACCCAGGACGGCGAAGUUGUUGGAUACACUGCUCGGAAAGUUCAGGAGAUUGAAGUACUCCAAGCCGCCCGUGAAGAGUGGAGUUCAGUCUUACUCGUUUAUGCGAGCGAGAAUGCAGUGAAUGCACAAGUUCAUCCUGCGCCAUCUCAGCUUCAGGGCUUCGUGAACAGAGACAACGAUGCUUUUGCGGGUGAAUUCGAGAAUACCCCUACCAUCAUCUUUAGUGACCAGGAAGAUUCCUGGGCGGAGUCGAACAACGCGGAAACUAAGCACAAAGAACAGCAGCCUGAAAUGUCAGAGAAGGCCACACAGGUGAAUGUUUUUGACUAUGAGGUCUCCGGGUUCGACGACGAGCCAAAGCCCAGCCAAGAGAUGCAGGAGAAGGGUGGAACAAGUCUCUUGGGUCAUCGUGUCGCCGCACCCAACUCUACGGCGCCCACUUCCUCGCAAGCAGUUUCAGGGUGGAACAAUGCAGAUGAUGAGGACAUGUCACAUCAUCUUGAGCAUACCAUGGUUCUUGAAAGCGACGCAGUGGCCGGAGCCACCAUCGAACUCCUCGAGGCGCGCCUACGCCGCCUCACCUACCUUAUCACCGGCGCCACAGACUGGACUGGCGUCCCUACCACGCCCGAAAAGCCCGCAUCCCUCGACGAGACAGUCUCCCGCCGACUUGCACGGCUAGAAUCAGAAUUAGAACGGCUUAGUCGAAGUGUCCCAGCCAUACGGGACGUUCUACAACUCCACGAUCGCAACCCAGAUCUCUUCCAAACAACACCACCCCACCAAAUCCCCGAAGGCCUCACAACCCAAACCCUAGCCUCAAUAGUUCUCUCCUACGCUACCGCCUUCCCUGAAACCGCCUCACGCCUUACAUCACUAAACGACCUCCCCGUGCCGGACGCGCAGAGCUCUGCAGCACUGAUCAACCUACAGCCACAGCUAGACCGGCUUGCGCAGACGCAGAGCGAACAGGCGGCUGAGAUCUCGGAGCUGCGGGUGCGUACGGCGCGUGUGCUCCAGCGCUGGUAUGAUGUUGGGCUUGUUGGAAGUGGGGAGUGCUGGGCUGAGUGGGAGGGGAGAAUUGAGGAUGUUGAAAGGGAGGUUAGGAGGGCGGAGGUUGUUAGGCAGGGGAGAGAGGGGGAGAUAUAG